AUGAAAUCAUCAGUUGAGUGUGGAAAUGAUGAAUUAUUUUCAAUUUUUCAAUUUUUGGAUCCCCAAAGUAUUUUAAAUUCAUGUGUGAGAGUGAGUCAGAGGUGGAAACAAGUGGCUUGUUGCAAUGCAUUGUGGAAGUAUUUUUGUAAUUCUAUUUUGAUGAAUGAUGUUUUUGAAUGGAAUUUGGAAUUGGAACGUUAUGGUUCCUACUAUCAAAAUGAUGAUUGGAAUGAUGUCCAUAAUGAUGGAAAUCAAAUGGAUGACUAUUAUUGGUAUAACGUGUUUCAUUAUAUAAUGUUCAGAAUACCAAUUUUUAAAUCAUGCUCAAUUGAGUGUUCCAGUAACUGGAACUCAAGGACUCAAUUAGAAGAAUAUUAUGAUUUCCUUGUUCCACCAUCAAGUUAUGAAUGGUUAGAAAGAAUGAAAACUCCGCAGCACGGCAAUAAUGUUGUGGAAGAGUAUUCAGUUCAAGAACAAGAUGAACAUGAAUAUUCCAGACAAAUUCUGUCAACAAACGAGUUCGAUCGAUAUCAAAUCUCACAGCAAUAUGUGCUUGCAAAAAUUGCAGCCCUAUUGACGAUUUUAAGUAGUGGUUCCCAUUGCACUCCAAACCCAUGGAAUGAUAAGCUCUUUCUGAGUUUAUUUGAAUUUGACGACAAAAACAACACGUGGCAAGUGAAAAGAACAACAACCAUAUCAGUGGCUGCAUUUUGUGUUUGCCAAAUGUUUCCUGGAUUGGGUACAAUGAAAUUGAGACAACUAGUUACAUCACGUUCUCCACAAAGCAACAACUUACUAAUGUCCAUUGCUCCACCUAUUGAAGAUUCCAGUCAUGUCAAGCCAUUUUGUUUUUUUGAAUACAUGGAUCAAUAUUUUGAAACAGCAUGGAACAUGACACAGUUCAACAAUUGGAAAACCCAGAAACUAUUGUUAAUAGUAGUUACGAAGUCAUCAAAACAGCGCAAUUUUGUUGGUACGAUUCUUGGGACGAUCGAUACGAGCAUUUCUUUUGGCUUCCUAUUCUAUUUAAUGCGGGAGGUCGUUUGA
Naegleria lovaniensis is the source of this 1047-nucleotide messenger RNA. RefSeq lists its product as uncharacterized. Bases 1 to 1047 code for a protein of 348 amino acids. NCBI's taxonomy places the organism in Eukaryota, Heterolobosea, Eutetramitea, Acrasida, Naegleriidae. The record is from RefSeq and is a predicted model, not a curated record. The transcript has a single exon. Gene Ontology annotation, molecular function: protein binding.